Phragmites australis (common reed) is the source of this 3828-nucleotide messenger RNA. RefSeq names its product protein GRAVITROPIC IN THE LIGHT 1-like. The record is from RefSeq and is a predicted model, not a curated record. Gene Ontology annotation, biological process: negative gravitropism; response to red or far red light. The transcript has 2 exons. Lineage: Eukaryota; Viridiplantae; Streptophyta; Magnoliopsida; Poales; Poaceae. Bases 2097 to 3611 code for a protein of 504 amino acids.
UAUUUGGUAGAGCUUUAGUCACUAAGUACUAUGUCAAAUAAAAUAGUUUAAAUUACUAUCUUAGUGUAAAAUAAAAAUAAGAUAAUUUAUUUAAAUAGUUUUAGUGCAUCUGUAGCUUCAACUACAUGAAUUUUUAAAACUGAGAAUACCUAGGCAAACAGGUCCUAAAAGAAGGAAGCUGACACCUGCAAAUUACAGCGACGUAACCAAUGUGGAAAAAAUCUUCAGGUUUACAAUCAGUGAUCGCAUCGUACCUAGUGCUCGUGCCAAGGUACGUGUACUGGUCGUGCCAAGUUGAGGUACUUGAUUAAGGGGGGCAACAUUCCUACCACUCCGUGAUUUUGCGAGCAUUAAUCUAACCCCGGUUCUCAUUGUUGGCCUCACCUUGGUUUGAUUAAUCGAAGUUAAUUACUGUAGCUCGUUCUGCCGAGAUACUAGUGUUUUGCUGUUGCAUGUGACCGCUGCCGGUUUUCUGGGGAAUAACAGUGCCUGGCUCUAGGGGCAUCUUUUUUCGUGCCAUUUGGGAAUUCUUUAUCUCUUCAUGUGCAUAAGUUUCAGAUAGCACCCCUAUGCUUUUUGUUAAUUCGAUGGACUGAGCAUGUCAGCUUGUGUACUGUUCUUGUCUUGCUUUACCUUGCCCUUUUUCUUUCUGUCCUUUUUAGUUUCUACCUUGUGCGUUUCACCAAACAAAGCUAGUCCCAUGUUUCAAGGGCACAGUACUAGCAGUACUAUUUUUUUUUUCUGGUGAAGAGGUACGUUGAUGUCUUCACCUGCUGCUACUGCAUACCGGUGUUAGUACAACUGCACUAGUCUUGUCGACAGAAAAGAUGUUAAGCUGUACCGAGUGGUGGGAAUCAUUGCAGCUAAAGUAACUGAUUAGUGCCACAGCACAGUAGAGUCCAGCAGUGUGCUGUUAACCCCUUAUUUUCAAUGAGUUGGGAGUAACCAUCGGAAUGUGUCGCUUGACACGCACAUGCCAGCUGCCAUUUGCUUGUGUCUGGUGUGGUAGACUCGUGGAGCAUGCAACAGACUGCUGCGCCUCAUCCCAAAGAAAUUAAUUAACCACGGGCCCAGCUGAAUUAUCCUCAGCUUCCGGGUUUUUAACAAGGUUUAGAUGCUACUGUUAUAAAUAUAUAUUUACAAAAUCCGUUGAAUGUGUGAAAUUAUAAAAGUAUUUUGUAAAACAAAACUACACAUUAUUUUAAGGUUUUUAAAUUAAAUAUUUUGAAAGUCUUUGUUAGUCAAAGUUUUAAAAGUUUGAUCAAAACUUUUUAAAAACAUGUAUUUAUAUUUUGAAAGUCAUUCGGAUAUGUAUAGAGUUUUAUAAAAUUUACUUUUAAUUGAGAGAUAUUAGCCCUUGGGGUCGGGGUCACAUGAUCCCACCAUUUGUUUUAGUUCAAAAUUCGAAUCCGACUUAAUUUCUAGGGGCAAUUUUUAUAGUUUGAAGGAACACCAAGAAUGGGCACAACUCUGAAGUCGUGUUACUAACAAAACUCCAAGCCCAACUGUUGACAUCAACGGAAAGCGCUAGCUUUAUUAGGUUCCUUGCCAUGUGUUAACCCUGAAAAUCAACGAAGAAAGUAGCCAUUUGUUGUGUUUUCUGCAUGUGGAGUGGUACUAGAUUAGUUUGGAGUAGGUUGCUGAACGCAUCGUGUCCAUGUCGCCGAUCAAUUUGCACGCUCGCACGGACACACUCCACCAAAUUGCUCCCAUGAACCCUGGAAUUUUCAGCAAAAGCCACCUGAUUUGCAUCGGUGUGACCUGCUUGUCAGUGACAGACACAUAUGUGAGAGAGAGAGAGAGAGAGAGAGAGAGAGAGAGAGAGAGAGAGGCGGUGAAACGGUGAAAAGCAAUGAUGUGGAGAAACGUUUGAGCGUCAUCAAGUGUUUUUACCGUUUCCCGAUGGGGCCGAGGCAGUGGUCAAGACUCAAGAGAGAUUUAUCGCUUGCUUUCCACAAGCACACGCAGCUGAUUUCAAUGUGCUGGUUUCAAACUUCCCGAGAUGUUAAAGACUCACAGAGCCAAGGAGCGGACGCCACAAGACGAGAGGAAGCUGGAGAGGAGGAAGCGGAGCCGGCGGUGAGAGCGCAACCCCAAUGGAGGCGCAAGUGGCGGCUCCGCACCACCACCAGCAGCAGCAGCAGAAGCCGGCCAACCUGGCGCGCACCUUCACCAAGCUGCUCCGCCGGAAGCGCAAGGACGGCGCGGCUCCGGGCGCGCCGGAGGCUCCGGCGCCGGAGUCCGCGGUUGGAGACGACUACGACGAGGAGCGGAUGGAGCCGCCCUCCAUGCCGUCGCUGAGCAAGCUCAAGCUUUCGGGGAACCUCGCCGCGGCCUACUCCCUGGACGCCUUCUUCCGCAACGCCGCCGAGAAGAAGGCCGCGGCGGUGGCCGGGGGUCGGCAACCGCCGGAGGUGGCGCUAGAUAACGCCGCGGACUCCCUCCUCGCCAAUCUGUUCGCAGGUGUGUCGGCGGUGAAGGCGGCGUACGCGCAGCUACAGCUCGCGCAGUUCCCCUACGACGCGGAGGCGAUUCAGUCCGCAGACGCCGCCGUGGUCGCAGAGCUUACCAGACUGUCCGACACCAAGCGGAGGUACCUCAGGGACCCCGCCGCCGCGGCCAGGGGAGCGGCGGCGGGCGGCCACACCGCCCUCGCCGCGCACGCCGAGGAGCAGCGCCACCUCCUCAAGACGUACCAGAUCACGGCGCGCAAGCUGGAGGCCGAGCUCCGCGCCAAGGACUUCGAGGCGGAGCGCGCCAGGAGCUCCCUCACCGCCGAGCUUCGCGCCGAGCGCGCCCUGGAGGCGAGGCUCCACCCCGGCCGCACCCUCGCGUCGCUCGACGAGCUCCACGUCUCCGGCCUCAACCCAACCCACUUCCUCACCGCGCUGCGGCACACCGUGAAGUCGAUCCGGUCCUUCUCCAAGUCGAUGCUCAACUCGAUGCAGUCCGCCGGGUGGGAUCUAGCCGCGGCCGCGGCAGCCGUGCAUCCGGGCGUUCACCUGCGCCGCGCCGGCGACACCAAGUUCGUGUUCGAGUCCUACGUCGCGAUGAAGAUGUUCGCCAACUUCCACCGGCGCGACUUCAAUCUCAGCUUCCUUGACGAGCGGGAGUUCUACGACCGGCGGCGGUUUUUCGAGGAGUUCACGGAACUGAAGGCGGCGCCAGCGAGCGCCUUCAUGGACGUGAGGAACGCGCGGUGGGGAGGGUUCGGCAAGUUCCUGCGCGCCAAGUACCUGUCGCUGGUGCACGCGAGGAUGGAGACGGCCUUCUUUGGGCGGCUGGAGCAGCGCGGCAUCGUGAGCGCCGGUCCGGGGUUCCCGGAGAGCUCGUGGUUCGCGGACUUCGCCGAGAUGGCCCGCCGCGUGUGGCUGCUGCACUGCCUCUUCUUCGCAUUCGACGACGGCGCCGAGGAGGACGGCGCGUCCAUCUUCCAGGUGCGCACGGGGGCGCGAUUCUCGGAGGUGUACAUGGAGAGCGUCAACGACGGGCGCGCCGAGGACGCCGCCGCAACGGCGGAGGAUCGUGUUGUCGGGUUCACCGUGGUGCCUGGGUUCAGAGUCGGCCGGACGCUUAUCCAAUGCCGCGUGUACCUGUCCCGGCCGGUGUGAUGGUUGCUGCGACAAAGCACCGUUGUGUUUGCUUCCGGCGUCCGGCGGAUGAUGUGGGGGGAAGAAUGCCCAUUUUGGGGCGGCCGUCGAGGUCUCCCGCCGGCAGCCGGCUGGGGUGGUUGUGAUGAUGAUGCAGGGUGGUUAUGUAUGUAAAUCCAUCAAGGAAUGUAGAAUGUAGCGAUGUAACCGUAAUUUAAAUGGCAUUUCGAGUUCCAGA